AUGACCGAGAAAUCCGCGUCGGGAUCGGGCGCAAUCUCCGACAAGACCGCUGCGGCUGCCAAGUUCAAGGCCAGCGCAGGAGACGCAGGCAAGGAUGCGCGGGCAAAGGACUCGCCAGCAGCAUCUGCAGUCAAGUCCGAAACCGCGGGCUCAGGAAGUCAUUCCAGCCCAAAGAAGCGCCGCAAGGUCAAUCACGGUAAGGUGCCGUUCGCGCGCUAUGCGACAGGGAUCUUUGGGCGCAAACCUUCGGUACCCGCUUGUGUCUAUUGUCGACGUUCGCAUAUGACUUGCGAUUCGGAACGGCCUUGUACACGUUGUAUAAAACGCAAUAUCGGCCAUUUGUGCCAUGAUGAGCCUCGUGAACCCACGAAACGCAGAGAUCAAGACCAUUCGGCCGCGGACGAGGAGGGCUCGUCUAACAAUGAACUGACCAACGUCCAAGGCAUGGGAGCAAGUGUCGAUCUCCCAGACUCUGCUGGUCAGCAAAUUCUCCCAGACGGCACAAUCGGAAUUGCGCCUUCUUCGGUACAGCCUCCGAGCAUUGCCUCCUCCGGCCAAGGUAUUGAGAACAACCCUCAGCAGAUGAUGGCGUACAACGACUGGCUGGGCGGGCAAAAUCAAUUUCAAGACAUGCAUUCGCUCCAUCCUUCAUACAUGUUCAAUGCGCCCGAGGUCACUAAUGAGUACAACUUGCUUGGAGAUUUCCUCAGUAAUAGUCUGUUGGACGACGGCGCACUGUUCCAAGAUCAGAGCAUGCAGGGCAUCUACUCCGAUCCGACUCUCAUCAAUUCCAUGAACACAGUUGGUGUACAGAAUGGCCUGCCCCCGCCGGUGCAGCUCCCACCAGCGGCACAGAGCCAGGAACCUCAAGGAGAUUCCGUCCUGCGCCCAACAUCUACAGUAGGCAAUGACAAGGCUCGCGAGACAUAUUACAUGACCGCAGCGGAUCCGUCCGGAUCGGACCCACCAGAGGAGCGCAUGAACAAGCUUCUCAAGGCCAAGUACGACGCAGGACUGUUGAAGCCUUUCAACUACGUUAAAGGCUACGCUCGGCUCAAUCAGUACAUGGAGAAGAACAUGCACCAAGCAUCUAGGCAGAAGAUUCUCCGGCAGCUAGACAAAUUUCGACCCAAGUUCCGCGAACGCAUGCAGAGUCUGACUGAUAUUGAGCUUAUCCUUGUGGAGAUGUGGUUUGAGCGGAGCCUGAUGGAGUAUGAUCGUGUCUUCGCCAGUAUGGCUAUUCCAGCCUGCUGCUGGCGGCGUACCGGCGAGAUCUUCCGUGGUAACAAUGAGAUGGCACAACUGAUCGACGUACCUAUAGAGAGUUUGCGUGAUGGUAAACUCGCAAUCCAUGAGUUCUUUGUUGAGGAUCAGCUGGUGAGCUACUGGGAAAAGUUUGGCGCUAUUGCUUUCGACAACACCCAGAAAGCUAUGCUCACCAGCUGCACUCUGAAAAGCCCGAGUAACCCAACAGGCGAGGGUAUUCCAUGCUGCUUCUCGUUCACCAUCCGACGUGACAAUCACAACAUCCCGUCUCUGAUCGUUGGAAACUUCCUACCCACACAACGGGUCCACAAGUAG
Penicillium subrubescens is the source of this 1581-nucleotide messenger RNA. RefSeq names its product gluconeogenesis transcription factor RDS2 (gene acuM). Gene Ontology annotation, biological process: regulation of DNA-templated transcription. Gene Ontology annotation, molecular function: RNA polymerase II transcription regulatory region sequence-specific DNA binding; zinc ion binding; DNA-binding transcription factor activity, RNA polymerase II-specific. Bases 1 to 1581 code for a protein of 526 amino acids. Gene Ontology annotation, cellular component: nucleus. The record is from RefSeq and is a predicted model, not a curated record. Lineage: Eukaryota; Fungi; Ascomycota; Eurotiomycetes; Eurotiales; Aspergillaceae. The transcript is spliced from 7 exons.